CCUGUCCUUCUUCACACUGUUAAGCUCUUCUAUUCCCUCAGCCCUAGUGGGAUUCGUUCAAAAUGGCUUCAAGCAGGCUCAUGAAAGCCAUCUAUGUGGCUUUGUUUUUGCUUUACGUUGACGCAGCCAUCUCGUUAUCCCUUGUCUCAUCAAUGGUGGCAUUUCUUCAUGGACGCGGCGGCCAACCAUUUGAGGUCCGACGACUUGGUUCGUUCUUUGACCUUCCCGGAGAACCUGCACAUCUUUUAACGGACCACGGCCAUACGACAAAUGCAGCAGGAGGUACGGGCGUCGUCCUUGUAGGGUUCGGUGGCCUCCUAGCUUUGUGGUUGGAGCAUAGGUCCAGGGCAAAGUACGGAAAAACAUCGCCAUUCUACUAUCUCUGGGCCCUUAUCACGAUUCUCAGCUGGCUUCUUACUCUCACGGCUCUGAUAUAUACCUAUGUCCUGACCAACAGGCACUCGGAUCAGGGUAUCGACCUCGCCUACGCAGAAGGCAAUGCUCCGAAGCCGUACCCACGGGACUCUUGGACCCCGGAGAACUGGUAUACGCAGGUCAACAGUCUAUCACUUGUCCACAGCGACGAUCACGACAUGCUGAAGAAGAAAUUGAGAUCCAUGCGCGGAUGGCGCUACAACCUUAUUCCCUUCAUGAUUCUUGGUUUCGUUCUCAUGGUCCUCGUCAUCGUGGAGCUGUUGAGUUUCAGGAGGUCGAGGGGUAGGAAGACAGAACAGCCAUUUGAAGAACGGCCGCAUGAGUCCGCUCACUUGGUAACCUGAUGUGGGCUUUCAAGUUGGGGAACAUAAGGGAUUUGUGAUUGUGGUCACUUGAGCGGUACGGUCGAGAUAUUAUAACCAAUGUCAAUUCAGUAGUAAACAAAGGGUUUUGCUCAAAGGAGGUAGAUGGAUGGAAGAGUGUCGAUAGAGGAGUAACAAAAAUGAUCCAAGUGGUAUU
Molecule: messenger RNA, 954 nt
Organism: Neurospora tetrasperma FGSC 2508
Lineage: Eukaryota; Fungi; Ascomycota; Sordariomycetes; Sordariales; Sordariaceae
Exons: 2
Coding region: 63-779 (238 amino acids)
Source: RefSeq, a predicted model, not a curated record